CUCCAUGAAUUUCCUUGUUUCCAUUAAAGGCAAAAGGCCCGUCACCAGGCAACAAAAUCAUUUCUCUCGUCCUCUCUAUAAUAUUUUCUCUUUAAUCUCCUUUCUCUAUCUGGAAAACCACUCCUAUAUUUAUACAUGUAUAGUAAGGAGCAAGAAACCCAGAGGAAGCGUAAUUAGGACAGAGAAGAGCAGAAUGGAACAGAGAAGCAGUCCCCACUACCAGCCCAGGUACACUAGGAACGAUGAGAUUGAAGUAUCUGCAAUCUUGCUUAAGCUUCCUAGUCUAAUCGUUGAAUCUGAGUGUGGCCUUCAACUACCAUUAUCCUGGGGUUCCAAAAGGCGGAGAUCUGCCUAUGAGACUCAGCGCCUCGUUCAUCUACCAUCAACACCGGUCCGUUCUCUUCAUGGGAUGGGUGGUCUUCUGGUCUCUGUCAUUGACCCCGAGAAGACCACCUUCAAAGUCCAGGCUUCGAGUUCGAGUCCUGCCACACCUCUCGCCUUCCCUCCGAGUGAAUCUGAUGAGAAGCCUAAGCGCUUGAAAGGAACAGCAUCUGUUAAGAAGACGAAAGAGGAGUGCCUCAAAAUUAUAAAGCAAUACACUCGGAUCAAUGAGUUACUGAUAAAGGAGAUAGAGCAGACCAGGCUUAAAUACGAGGAGCUGAAAGCAAACAAUUUGUGGCUGCAAGCAAAGAGACAAGAGCUAAGUCUUGGAAGUAUUAGAAGAGAAAAACCACAGUGGGAACUGAAAGCCAGCAAGAACAGCUUGAAUUUUAUGUUGAAACGUCGGCAGCCCAUAGUGAAAGCAUCAUCUACUGUGGUUGGAUACGAAGAUGAUCAUCAUCAUCGACCGUCGAUCAUGGAUACGACGGCUAACAAAGCAGGAAUAGCUGAGAGUUAUCAGUACUCAAAUGGCCAAACCCAGUCGUUGGCAUCAAGAACCGGAAGCACCAUCAGUGAAGAUGUGGGCCCAAGGGGUGUUCCUGAUCUCAACGUUUCUUCAUGGGAGUCUCUUAGGAUGGAUUUUGCUAACCCAGCCGAUGAAAAAUGACUCUAUCCAAGGAAAUGGCAGCUCAGGCUAGACAGACAAGGGAUGCAAAUUUGCAGGGACAAGAAUUCUUGUUCUAGUAGCAAACUAGGCGUCUCACAUGGAUGAUAUUCUUGGUUUUUCUUUUAAUGAAAAUUUAUCUGGUUAUGUAUAAAUAAGGAGAUUUUCGUCAAUUUACUCCUAAAUUUGAUCGAAAUAAUCAAAUAAAUCGGAAAUCUCGAUGUAAGUAUUUGUCUUUUUAGAAAAUUUUUUUUUUGAAGCUUUUUAGAUGUUAGUAACCGAAUAGAAAUAGGAGUCUGUAAUGUAAAUGCUUUGAUGUUACUGUAAAGUCGGAAUUCUAUGAUAGGUACAAUUUUUGUGCUGUA
Messenger RNA from Hevea brasiliensis (rubber tree), 1410 nucleotides. RefSeq lists its product as uncharacterized. The transcript has 4 exons. NCBI's taxonomy places the organism in Eukaryota, Viridiplantae, Streptophyta, Magnoliopsida, Malpighiales, Euphorbiaceae. The coding region runs from base 5 to 1048 and encodes 347 amino acids. The record is from RefSeq and is a predicted model, not a curated record.